Molecule: messenger RNA, 1201 nt
Organism: Vigna umbellata (rice bean)
Lineage: Eukaryota; Viridiplantae; Streptophyta; Magnoliopsida; Fabales; Fabaceae
Cellular component (GO): membrane
Source: RefSeq, a predicted model, not a curated record
UGUAAGUAACCUACAGAGGCAAGGAAGCGGUCAUGUGUGUUGUUCAGGAAUUAAAUUUUGGAGACAGAAAGGGAGAGAGAAUGAUCAGAUAAGAUCAAAGGACCAGAUUUUAAGUGAUGAUUCAUCCCUUUCUUCCUUGGGCUUGGAUGAACUAACCACCAUGUCUUUCACGUGGACCUCUGCUCUCAACAUCACUCUUCUGAUACUCCUCGUUGCUGCCAUUGUUGUUGCUUGUUUAACCCUCCCAGUUGACAAGAUUCUGAAGGACUUAUUGGUAUGGAUUGAUAGUAAUCUUGGGCCAUGGGGUCCACUUGCUCUGAUAGCUGUUUACAUACCAUUGACUAUCUUGGCAGUUCCAGCCUCUGUACUUACUCUUGGGGGUGGUUAUCUAUUUGGCCUUCCAAUUGGCUUCAUUGCUGACUCUAUUGGUUCAACUGUUGGCUCUGUAGCUGCAUUCCUUGUUGGUAGAACAAUUGGGAAAUCACUUGUUGUUUCAAGGUUGAAGGAUUACCCUCAGUUUAAAUUAGUAACAAUUGCAAUUCAGAAAUCAGGCUUUAAGAUUUCGAUACUCCUUCGGCUUGCUCCUUUUGUACCAUUUAGCUUAUUAAAUUACUUCCUGUCUGUGACGCCUGUUCCAUUGGGGGAAUACACACUGACUUCCUGGUUAGGAAUGAUGCCAUUAACACUGGCUCUAGUAUAUGUUGGAACCACGCUCAAGGAUCUAUCAGACGUGACACGUGGUUGGGGCGAAUUCUCAAAGACUCAUUUGCCUUGGAUCAUUUCUGGCUUGGUGAUAUCUGUGGUUCUCAUGAUAUGGGUUACAAAAGUUGCCAAGUCUGCUUUAGAUAAAGCCUUGGCUGAGUGUGCAGAUACGGAUGACAAUGCAUCUUCACCGGAGCUACCAAUUGCCACUGAACCUUCAGUAGAUCUCAAUCAGCCUCUCAUAAAUAAGACAGACCAGAAUGAAGAGAAUCAUGAAAUUAAAUUCCAUUGUGUAAAUUCUUUCCCCACCCCUCCUUUUAAAGAACAUUCUUUUAUUUUAAAUUAAACAGUAGUUGCUUCUUAUUUUGUGAUUUGUACAGUUUUGGAAUUAGAGAUGUAGUUGGUGACAUACAUGGUUAGUCAUACAACGAAAAUGAGGUUAUUGAAUUUGUCUAACGGCAGAAAAGUUCAUCUUAUUCUAUGGUUUUCAGUUUUGUAA